Molecule: messenger RNA, 732 nt
Organism: Hyaloscypha bicolor E
Lineage: Eukaryota; Fungi; Ascomycota; Leotiomycetes; Helotiales; Hyaloscyphaceae
Exons: 3
Coding region: 1-732 (243 amino acids)
Source: RefSeq, a predicted model, not a curated record
AUGUCAUCCAACAAUCAAACGCCGGAUCUGGCAUCCAUCUUGAAAACUCUGGCAAGUUUAGCACCUCAGGCACAGCAGCAGCAAGUUCAGCCUCCUCCGCAACCACACCCACUUCCUACGCCAUUCCCCGCGGAGCAAGUAUGGCAACAGAGUCUCGUUCAAGCUACGCAGCCAUCUCAUACCCCGACACCUUCAGCUGCUCCCAAGGUGGUUGAUCCUGCAACUAUCAUUGAGUGGUCAGCCGGUCUACGAUGUGUGAUGAAGCAAGUUGCGAAGCAUGAGAGUAUCCUCCAAGAUGUUCGACGGAUGAUCAAGGUUCAGCAUGAGCAUGAAGAGCAGUGGUGGGAGGGUAGGAAGGCUCUCAUCGAGAGGCAAAAGGCGAGGAAGGAGGGCCAAAAGAAGCUGGACGAUGUAUUGAAAGCAGUUGGAGGUAGCACUGCGGCAGGAACGUCCAACACCAGUCCAGAAGAGUUGGAGAAGGAGCUCGAGACCUUUGACAUGAAAGUCUACAAGGCUCAGACGCAGAUGGUCAAAGAGAUGAGCACGAAGCUCAGAGGUCUUGGUGUUCCGUUCUUUGGGACUAGGGUAGACUUGGUCAGGCCAACUGGGAAGGAGUCGUCCGGGACGGAAGGGAGUGUCGGUCUUGAGGAGAAGGGGAUGAUUGACGAGGUGGAACUGGUUAGGCUUCAGAGGAAGAUGCUUGCAAUAUUGGAGGAUCUUUGCAACGACUGA